This is a messenger RNA of Alternaria metachromatica, 1095 nucleotides long. RefSeq lists its product as uncharacterized. Lineage: Eukaryota; Fungi; Ascomycota; Dothideomycetes; Pleosporales; Pleosporaceae. The coding region runs from base 1 to 1095 and encodes 364 amino acids. The record is from RefSeq and is a predicted model, not a curated record. The transcript has 2 exons.
AUGCACUUCGUACAGCGAAAGGUUCGCGUGGAUCUUGCCAACUUCGACCGUUUCGUUGCCGGUACCUGGGGCGCCAAUUACAUCCAACGCCGCGAUCUUUACAAGGGAAAGCUUCUAGCCAAGAUUGGCUACGCCGCUGCCGCCUGGUUUCUUCAUGACCCGACCAAGACCGAGUUAGAAGGUGGUAUACGAUGGGGCUUGACCAAGGUCGCGACACAUAUGCUGGAGCAGCUGCAGCGCGAGAUUCUCAAAUCUCUCACACGGGCACGGGCGUUCACGCCCAGCAUUGCAAUGGAGAACGAGUUCCACGUUCUACCGAUCCUGCUGAAGCUGCAUCAGCUUGCAAUGAACCACCGAUGUCGCCAAUACGGCUCCGCAGACUACAAGCUGUUGGAUGAGGCUUUGGAGAUCAAAGAUCCUUACAGGGGCUGCACCCAAGACCGCAAGGAAAUGGCAAUGCAUCCCUACGCGCAUCUUCGCGCACUCGCUGGCCUCCACGUGCGGACGAUACGUGAAGAGGAGCAACACAGCCUGUCGGAACCGGCCUUUGCGGAAUCAUGGGCCGACCCCAAGAAGCGUGGAGAGUGGAUCAAGAAGUUCAACUUCCGUGUGGUCUUCCACCAUGCGAACAUCGCCUACAAGCUGUACCUGAACUUACGGAUGUUGAGCAGACAGCCUAUGCAUCCAACCCACAAGGCUGAUUUCGGCGACCACAUUCUUCAAUACUACGUCGGAUUGAAACCUGCGCAGACUACCAUGGGGAUUGGACUGCGAACUGGGAACCUUCCGUUGAAGUCGAACUGGCAGUGGUGUCAGAUGAACGGCAUCACUGACAACCGCUGCCCGCUGUGUGAGAAGGCGGUCCACACUGCCGAGCAUCUCUUGUGUCAUUGCACCGCACUGGAGACCGAACGAGGUUUUCUGAGAUCGGCUGUCGGCCGGCUUGAUUGGCACAGCCUGGUGACGAAGGAUCUUGAGAUCACCACGGCGUGGGCGAUUGCCUUCUUCGGCAUUGACCAGUUCAAGUGGUGCUUGGACGACAAGGACUUCCAAUUCCCUCGAGGGCGCCGCGUCCACAUUAGCUUCCGCAAUUGA